Messenger RNA from Clunio marinus, 13512 nucleotides. Lineage: Eukaryota; Metazoa; Arthropoda; Insecta; Diptera; Chironomidae. The record is from the annotation of a GenBank genome assembly.
AUGGAACCCUCUGAAUCAUUCGAUGCACAGAGGCGUCGUGAAGAAUGCGAAAGAAAAGCUCGACGUGGGGAAAUGGAUCCCCGUCUGGAAUUUGCAUUCCAGUUACUGAUGGAUGGUACAGGACUCCCAAGGCAUCAAAUUAUGGAUCAUAUAUUCGAAGGCAAUAUGCUUGACGAAAUCAAUCAGCUUUUUCUUCCUAACAUGCGUAACAAAUUGUUAUGGUUUUAUCAAGAAGUACAGGAACCUGAACAAGCUCAAGAUUUUUCAAGACCUGGCCCUUCUCGAACUACAAUUUCAUCGUCACGUACUCCGGUAACCGGGUCAUCUGCUAUAAGUACCACAAAAAGGAAAUUAUUUUUAACAGAUGGUUGGAAUUCGUCAUUCAAUGGUGUCUGUAUUUAUAUGUUUCGUAUCAAUAUAUCAAAACAACUUCCAGAAGAAGGUUUUCAUAAAGAUCUAUUUUGUGGAAUUAUUGAUGCUGAAAAAGUUGGACUGGUCACUUCUAUAGAGCGUAUUGUGGAAUUUAUUUUUAUGCAAGCACUUGCUUAUCCAAACAUUGAGAAUGAAGAAGAAGAAAUGAAUUGUAAUAUGAUAAAGCAGCAACUAUUGCCUGGAUUACGAUCUUUUUGUAGCGCAUUACGAGUUUGCGAGCAAGUGUGUACAAAGAAUAAUAUCUUUGAUGACGGAAAGGUUGUUGUUACCAAAGUUGACACCUUAACAGAAGUUAAAGAGUUGUCAAAAGCUAGCGAAAUUGUAACGGAACUCGAAGAACGGGUUACUAAUUGGAUGAAAAACAUAACAAAAGUCCUUAUGGAGAGUGAACAGCUUCGUCGUGAAAAUGAUUCGAGUGGACCCCAAGAUGAACUUGAAUAUUGGAAAAGACGUGGAGCGCAAUUUUCCCAGCUUCUCUCUUAUCUUCAAGAAAGAGAAGUGCAAUGGACACUCUACUGCUUAACUGUUAGUGGAUCUCGAAUGAUGAAGAAUUGGAAAGAAACAGACAAAAAAAUAACAUUUUGCUAUAACGAAGCACGAGACAACGCAAAAUUUAUUCAAGCUAUGGAGAAAUGCUGUCAUUCACUAUAUUUAGAUGAUCCAGUGAAUAUGCAAGAGUCAAUAUUGAGUCUUUUGCAAACUGUUCGUCUGAUUUAUUCCGUUUCACAAUUUUAUAAUAAUUCUGAGCGCACUUCAACUCUUAUGGUGAAAAUAACCAAUCAAAUGAUAGAAACUUGUAAAUCAUACAUCACUUGUCGAGGAAUGGAAACCAUUUGGUCUCAAGAUCGUAAUCUUGUUCGCAACAAACUUACAAACUGUUUGAAAUUAAAUUACAUUUAUAGAGAAACCUAUUAUAGUGUCAGAUCACAGCCUUUUCUUCCAGAUCAAGCACCUUUUGCAUUUUCUGAAAAUUUUGUAUUUGGAAAAUUUGACACAUUUUGUGAUCGACUAUCAAAAAUAAUUGCAAUGUUUAAUCUCAUUGAAGAUUAUAAUCACUUAUUUGAGCGUCGUUUAGAAGGAUUGUUGCUUGGUGAAGCAUUAGAAGAAGCAAUAAAUAGUUUUGAGGAGGCUAAAGAGGCUGUGCUUGUUAAAAGAUAUGAUUAUUUAGAUCACCACAAUUUAGAGUUCAACGAAGACUUUGAACUUUUCAUGUCAAAAACGAAUUCGUUAAAGGAAUCAAUUGCAUCUAUGAUUGAGAAUAAUUUCGAUUCAGUUUGGGAGACCCCACAAGGAAUCAGAUUUUUAAUACGAUUUGAAAAAGUUAGCACGAAAAUUCCUAUAAGAACAAUGAACGAAAAAUAUGAAAGAAUUCUUAAUUAUUGCGAAAAGGAAUUAGAUCGGAUUCUCAAACUUUUUAAAAAGCAACGAGAUGAUCCGCCACUUGAACGUUGCCUUCCUCCAAUAGCUGGGAGAAUCAAAUGGUGUCGUAGUUUGCAGGCACACUUAAAAGAACUCAUUAUGAAUAUAUCGUCACACCCAGUGCUUGUUAACCACACCAUCACAAAAAAUUUGGAGAAUCGCCAUAAUUAUGCAAAAGCUUUCAUCGCUGAGUAUGAACAGGAAAUGAUUCAAUUGUGGAUAAAUCAGGAUGUUUCAGUAGCUGAUGCUUGUUUAGUUCAGCCUGUACUGAUUGUGCAGAAUGACAAACUUAUCGUCAACUUACAUCCAACGAUACCUUUGUUAAUAAGGGAAUCAAAAUGUUUAGCGAAAAUGAAACUCGAAUUACCAAUCGUCGCAACUACACUUUUAUGCAAGCAACAUCAUUUUGACAAAAUUCAAGAUUCAAUGAACGACUUGAUUAAAAUGUAUUUUCGAGUAACAAAGUCCGUAAUUCAAGAAGUAAGACCAUUGUUCUUGCCUCAACUUGUGCGUUUGACCACAAUGCUGAAACCAGGAUUAAAGAUAAUAAAUUGGACAAAUUUUCAUUGGAUGGAGUUUUAUGAACAAUGUAAAGAGGGAAUCAAUACAUUUAAUAUUCUUGUUUCAAGAGUCAAUGAUAUCUAUUCCAACCGAAUCUUGUUCGUUUUAAACUCAAUGCAAGAGAUUUCACUUCAAACAUUACCAGUUGAGGGUGAGUUGUGGACUGUCCAGGAAUUCCUUGAGAAAAACGAAGACACAUGUCGCGCAGCAGCAAUUGAGCUUAAUCGCAAAAGCCAAAUGGUGGAAGAAGCUGUCGAAGAAAUUCUGAAUCUAGUUCAAAAAGCGAGCAUUGUUUUUCGAAACAUGAUCGGUCAUGAGAAUGAUUUAUUUGGUGAUGAAGAAGCUGGAGCGCACUCUGCUGAGUUGCAGAACGAAGAUCCUGGAAGUUCUAAUCAGCAACAAGAUUGGAGUUUACUUUAUUCCUGUUUCGAUAAUCCAUUGUCACUUUUUAUAUCAUACGAAAAUGGAUUACCAAAAGGCAUGCAAGACAUGGUAUUUAAUGCAAUCCAUGAAAUGAGACGGUACUAUAGUCGAAAAGUAAUCGAUGUAUUGAUUAAAGUAACACGAACUGCUUUGGAUUUGUUGAGAAGAAGAUUCGUAUCAGAGAUUAGUGAAGAGAUUAUUCAGAAGCCAAUUUAUAUCUGGCAAUUGAAUGCUAUAUUAAUGAUCCCAAAUAUCGCAAUUCGACCGAGCUUAGAUGAUCUACAAGAAGCACUUCUCCAAACGGGAAGAAAUAUUGUUAGUGUAUCAAAAGGCGUAGCUCAAUGGAACGCAGGUCGCAGAGAACAAGGUUGCACAACAAUUCAAAAUCCAAAAGGACCACGUGCAGCCGUUGCCAAUGAACGGGCAAACAGGCGUAGGGUUUAUCGUGUUAUGUCAGAACAACGACCUCAAAUUCCACAUAUGACGAAAAGCUUCUACAGCUUCGUUAUGGAGAAUAAAGAGGUUGUGAAAACUUUAUCUCUUCUCUCAACAUGCACUAAAAAUUUGAAACUUGAAAUUACUGAAUUUGUUAAAAAAUGGAAGCCAUACAAUUUUUUAUGGAAGAGCGAUAAAACAGUUCGACAACUUCUGGAGUAUUGCUUAGUUGACUUUGAAGCCAAUCUUCGUUAUUUAACUGAACUCGAUGCGAAUUUGUCCAUCGAACCAGACAUUGAAAAUUUUCCAACAUCCUGUGUUGCAUUAUCUACAGAUAAGCUUAAAUUUGGACUUAAUAUCGAAAUUAAAGCAUUUAAACAUAAAAUUGGGCAAGCAAUGAAAAAAAAAUACAAACGUGAGAUGGAUUACGUAUAUGCUGUAAUAAACGAAAUGGAUCGCAAACUUGAUAGGCCUGUGAGAGACCUCGAUGAUAUAAGAAUGGUUAUGGAUACUUUGGGAAAGAUUCGAGAGCAAGAAGUUGACAUGGAACUCAAAAUAAAUCCUAUUGAAGAUGCUUUUAGCACGCUCUCAAAAUAUGAAAUUCCAAUUGAAAAGGAUAAUAUGGAGCUUGUAGAUAAUUUAAGGAAUACGUGGUUUAAACUAAAGAACCGGGCACUGGAUACACAUUGCAAGCUUCUUGAAAUGCAGCCAGUUUUUCAAGAAGAACUCACACAGAACCUUGAAAAGUUCAAAAAUGACAAAAUUGAUUACGUCAAUGAAUACAACAACGCUGGUCCUAUGCAACCGGGCCUUACACCAAGAGAAGCUUCUGAUAAAUUAAUUCUUUUUCAGAAUCGAUUCGAUGGAAUGUGGAGACGAUUGCAACUUUUUCAGAACGGCGAAGAACUAUUCGGUCUUCCUCAAACAGAUUAUCCGGAACUUGCACAAAUUAAGAAAGAAUUAAAUCUUCUUCAAAAACUCUAUAAACUUUAUAAUGACGUCAUUGAUCGUGUUUCAAGUUAUUAUGACAUUGCAUGGGGUGACGUUGAUAUCGAAGAGAUCAACAAUGAACUCAUGGAAUUUCAAAAUCGUUGCAGAAAACUUCCAAAAGGUUUAAAAGAGUGGCCAGCAUUUCAUGCUCUUAAACGGACUAUAGAUGACUUUAAUGAUAUGUGUCCCCUUUUGGAAUUGAUGGCAAAUAAAGCCAUGAAACCACGCCAUUGGCAGAGAAUCAUGGAAGUCACUAAAUAUACGUUUGAGUUUGACAGUGAUUGCUUCACGCUAAAAAAUAUUCUAGAAGCACCACUUUUAAAGCACAAAGAAGAUAUUGAAGACAUUUGCAUUUCAGCAAUGAAAGAAAAAGAUAUUGAAGCUAAACUGAAGCAAGUUACAAAUGAAUGGUCAGGGCAUGAACUCAAUUUUAUGUCAUUUAAUAAUCGUGGUGAACUUUUACUGCGUGGAGACACCACAGCUGAAACGAUUGGUCAACUUGAAGAUUCUUUAAUGGUUUUAGGAUCUUUAUUAUCCAAUAGAUAUAACGCACCUUUCAGAAAGCAAAUUCAACAAUGGGUCUACGAUUUGUCGAAUUCAAAUGACAUUUUGGAGCGUUGGCUUCUUGUCCAAAAUAUGUGGGUUUAUCUUGAAGCUGUUUUUGUUGGGGGUGAUAUUGCCAAACAGUUACCAAAGGAAGCUAAGCGAUUCUCUAAAAUUGAUAAAUCGUGGCAAAAAAUUAUGCAAAGAGCUCACGAAACACCUGGCGUUAUUGCAUGUUGUGUCGGUGAUGAUUUAUUGAAACAAUUAUUACCACACUUGCAGGAGCAACUAGAACUUUGUCAAAAAUCACUGAGUGGUUAUUUAGAAAAGAAGCGUAUGAUGUUUCCACGAUUUUUUUUCGUUUCGGACCCAGCAUUAUUGGAAAUAUUAGGACAAGCCUCAGAUCCACAUACAAUUCAAAAUCAUUUAUUAUCAAUUUUUGACAAUACGAGAUAUGUAAAAUUUCAUGACGUUGAAUAUAAUAAAAUGGUUGCAAUCAUUUCAUCUGAAGGCGAACAAAUAGCACUUGACCGAGCGAUUCGGGCAGAAGGUUCUGUUGAAACUUGGCUAACAUCUCUUCUGCAGUCGGCACAGUCUUCCUUGCAUUCAAUUAUUCGACAAGCAAACAUUCAGAUCAAUGAUCCAAACAUUCAGACUCUAAUUUUCUUAGAAAAAAUGCCAGCUCAAGUUGGUAUUCUCGGUAUACAGAUGAUUUGGACUCGUGACAGUGAAAUAGCAUUAAUGCAAUCUCGUCACGAGAAAAAGAUAAUGUCGGAAACAAACAACAAAUUUUUGGAACUAUUAAAUAUGCUUAUUGAUCAAACGACAAGAGAUUUGGCUAAAAUUGAUCGCAUAAAAUUUGAGACAUUGAUUACUAUUCAUGUUCAUCAAAGAGACAUUUUUGACAUCCUGUGUCGCAUGAAUAUCCGAUCUGCUAAUGAUUUUGAAUGGCUGAAGCAGGCUCGUUUCUAUUUCAAAGAGGAUUUGGAUAAAACUUGGAUGUCGGUGACUGAUGUAACGUUUACAUAUCAAAAUGAAUACCUGGGAUGUACAGAGAGACUUGUAAUAACACCUUUAACUGAUCGAUGUUAUAUAACUUUAGCUCAAGCCUUGGCUUUAUGUAUGGGCGGAGCACCUUGUGGACCGGCUGGUACUGGUAAAACUGAAACUGUCAAGGAUAUGGGAAAAACUUUAGGGAAAUAUGUCGUGGUUUUCAAUUGUUCUGAUCAAAUGGAUUACCGUGGCUUAGGAAGAAUUUACAAAGGUCUUGCUCAGUCAGGAACGUGGGGAUGCUUUGACGAGUUCAAUCGAAUUGAAUUACCUGUUUUGUCAGUAGCCGCACAACAAGUUGCUGUAGUGUUAACCGCUAAGAAAGAUAAACGUAAAAGCUUUGCUUUUACGGAUGGAGAUAUAAUAGAUUUGAAUCAUGAGUUUGGCAUUUUCAUAACAAUGAAUCCUGGAUAUGCAGGUCGAAAAGAAUUGCCAGAAAAUUUGAAAAUUCAAUUCAGAACUGUUGCAAUGAUGGUACCUGAUCGACAAAUCAUUAUAAGAGUUAAGCUGGCAUCUUGUGGAUUUUUGGAAAACAUUACACUGGCUCGCAAAUUUUAUACACUUUAUAAGCUUUGCGAGGAACAAUUAACUAAACAAGUACAUUACGAUUUCGGGUUAAGAAAUAUUUUAUCGGUAUUGAGGACAUUGGGAACAUCUAAACGAUUUAAUAGUAAAGAUUCUGAAAGUACAAUAGUGAUGAGAGUUCUAAGAGAUAUGAAUUUGUCUAAGCUCAUCGAUGAAGACGAGCCAUUAUUUCUUUCCUUAAUUUCUGAUCUGUUUCCAAAUCAAUCUCUUGAAAAAACAACUUAUGCUGAACUUGAAAUGGCUAUUGGGCAACAAGUUGAUGAAGCAGGUCUUAUUAAUCACCCUCCAUGGACUCUUAAACUGAUUCAGCUUUAUGAAACACAAACAGUUAGGCAUGGUAUAAUGACACUUGGCCCUUCAGGUGCGGGGAAAACCAAAUGCAUUCAUACACUUAUGAAAGCACUGACAAAAACGGGAAAAGUUCACAAAGAAAUGAGAAUGAAUCCAAAAGCUAUAACUUCAUCUCAAAUGUUUGGUAAGCUUGAUGUUGCUACAAAUGAUUGGACUGAUGGCAUCUUCAGUGCCAUGUGGAGGAAAACUUUGAAAAUGAAAAAGCAAGAAAAUAUUUGGCUCGUCCUUGAUGGUCCGGUAGACUCGAUAUGGAUUGAAAAUUUGAAUUCUGUUCUUGAUGAUAAUAAAACGUUAACACUUGCAAAUGGAGAUCGUCUAGCAAUGUCACCAUAUUGUAAAAUCAUUUUUGAACCACAUAACAUCGAUAAUGCAUCACCAGCUACAGUUUCACGUAAUGGUAUGGUUUAUAUGAGUUCGUCAGGUCUGGAUUAUACUCCAGGAUUAGGAUCUCCAGUUUUAACUGCCUGGCUGAAAACUAGAAGCGCUAGAGAAAAAUCAGUUUUCUCUGAACUUUUUGAUCAAUCGUUUAUACAAAUCUAUACAUGGGGAACACAAAAUUCUGAUUUUAUGAUGGAAGUUCUACAGUGCAACAUAAUUCAACAAAUUCUUGCUAUACUCGAUGGUCUUAUACCAGUCUCAAAAGAUAAUGAACAUACUGCGACAAUAUCUGUUGCUGGAAGUAAUGAAGAUGAUCAACUCGAAGAGGAUGAUCAAUUGAAAAUCGAGGUAGCAUCACCAGAACACCUUCAUCGUCUCUACAUAUUCGCGUUUGCCUGGAGUUUAGGAGCAUUAUUGUCUUCAGCAGAUCGAAUCAAAAUGGACGAAUUCAUGAAAAGUCGUUUUAAAGAUUAUGACUACCCAAAAGAUAAUGAGAAUCGUGACUCAACUAUUUUUGAUUUCUUUGUUGCACCGAACGGGUCAUGGGAACAUUGGAGAAAUUUGGUCUCGCAAUACGUUUAUCCAGAGACGGCUACGCCAGAAUUUUCUUCAAUUCUUGUUCCAAUUAUUGACAAUGCUAGAAUUGAAUAUUUAAUUGGAACUAUUGCUAAUCAAGAACGAGCAGUAUUACUGAUUGGUGAGCAGGGGACUGCCAAAACUAUAAUGAUAAAAAAUUAUAUGAAAAAAAUGAAUCCUGAUACUUACAUGGGUCGAUCGUUUAAUUUUUCAUCUGCGACAUCACCGUAUCAAUUCCAAAAAACAAUUGAAAGUUACAUAGACAAGAGACUUGGCAAUACUUUUGGGCCUGCUGGUGGUAAAAAACUUAUUGUUUUUAUUGAUGACAUAAACUUACCUCAUAUUAAUGAGUGGGGGGAUCAAGUGACAAAUGAAAUUGUUCGACAAACAAUGGAUAUGAAAGGAUUCUUUAAUCUUGAGAAACCUGGUGACUUCACUAAUAUUGUUGAUGUACAAUUUAUUGGAGCUAUGGGUUUGCCUGGUGGUGGAAGAAAUGAUAUUCCUUCGAGAUUGAAACGCCAGUUUUGUAUUUUCAAUUGUAAUGUUCCUGAUGACACAUCUAUUGACACCAUUUUUAGAACAAUUGGCGAAGGGCAUUAUAAUGCAAAGCGUGGCUUUCUACCUGACGUGAGAAAACUUGUUAAAAAACUCAUACCUAUAACACGUUUAUUAUGGCAGGCAACCAGAGAUAAACUUCUUCCAACACCAGCGAAAUUUCAUUAUGUAUUUUCUCUUCGAGAUUUAAGUCGUAUUUGGCAAGGUAUGAUAGGAACAUUAUCAACUGUUAUAGUUAAUGAAGGAGUCAUGAUUUCACUAUGGAAAAAUGAAUCUACACGAGUGUUUGCGGAUCGAUUCACAUCAUUUGAUGACUAUAAUUGGUUUGCAAAGGAAUUGAUAACGAUUGCAACAAAUGAAUUAGGAGAAUCUUAUAACCAUAUGUUAAUGCCUAGUCCAGUGUUUGUAGAUUUUAUGAGAGAUGCUCCAGAACCAACAGGCGAAGAAGGAGAAGAAACUGAUAUGGAACUUCCAAAAGUUUAUGAGCCUGUUUCAGAUAUCGACUUUUUACGGGACAGAUUGAAAAUGUUUCUCGUUCAGUUCAAUGAGAUGGUUAGAGGCGUUGGAAUGGAUUUAGUCUUUUUCCCAGAUGCAAUGCUUCACUUAGUUAAAAUUUCACGUGUAAUUCGGCACCCACGAGGAAAUGUUAUGUUAGUCGGUGUGGGUGGAUCAGGCAAACAAUCUUUAACCAAACUUGCAUCAUUCAUUGCUGGCUAUAAAACAUUUCAAAUUAGUUUGACGCGAAGUUAUAAUGUUGCAAAUUUUUUGGAGGACUUGAAAUUACUUUACCGAACCUGUGGUGUGCAAGGAAAGGGCACAACUUUCAUAUUCCAAGAUUUAGAUGUAAAAGAAGAAAUCUUUUUGGAAUACUUAAAUAAUAUUUUAUCAUCAGGUGUAAUUUCAAAUUUAUUUAAUCGCGAUGAACAGCAAGAAAUCAUCUCGGAAUUAACGCCAAUAAUGAAACGUGAAAAUCAAAAACGUACAAUCAACCAAGAAACCGUGAUGGAAUAUUUCUUACAGCGAACUUGCUACAAUUUACAUGUCGUUUUCUGUUUUUCUCCAGUUGGUGACACUUUCAGACGUAAAAUUUCUAAAUUUCCAGCUCUAAUAUCUGGCUGUACCAUUGACUGGUUCCAGCCGUGGCCAAGAGAUGCGUUAAUAAUGGUAGCAGAACAUUUCCUUACUGAUUUUGAAAUUGAAUGUUCAGUCAAUGUGAAAAUAGAAUUAGUGAAAGCUCUUGGUACUAUCCAAGAUGGGGUUUCGGACACUUCAGUAGAGUAUUUCCAAAGAUUUCGAAGAGCAACUCAUGUUACACCAAAGUCAUAUCUUAACUUUAUUGCUGGUUACAAAAAUAUUUACACAUUGAAAUAUAACGAACUUUGCGAAGGUGCAGAGAAAAUGGAUACAGGAUUAGAAAAACUUGCAGAGGCUUCUGAAUCAGUUGAAAUCUUAAAAAAAGAUUUGGCAGUAAUGGAGACUGAAUUAGCCGAAGCUUCAUUGAAGUCAGAGCGAGUAUUAGUAGAGGUUACAGAACGUGCAUCACAAGCUGAAGCAGUCAAGAAUCAAGUUAUGAUUGUAAAAGAAAAGGCUGAAGCACUUGUCACAAAUAUUGCAGCUGAGAAAGCUCUUGCAGAAGAGAAACUUGAAGCUGCGAAACCUGCAUUGGAAGAAGCUGAAGCAGCUUUGAAUACAAUUAAACCUGCUCAUAUUGCCACAGUUCGAAAACUUGGUCGACCACCUCACUUAAUUAUGAGAAUUAUGGAUUGCGUGCUAAUUUUAUUUCAAAGAAAGCUUCAUCCAAUUAUUCCAGAUACAUCUGCACCAUGCCCUAAACCUUCAUGGCAUGAAUCGCUUAAAAUGAUGGCAUCUACAACUUUCCUUCUUCAACUGCAGAAUUAUCCAAAAGAUUCUAUAAAUGAUGAAAUGAUUGAACAUCUAACACCCUAUUUUCGAAUGGAAGACUACAAUAUGGAUACAGCCAGGAGAGUCUGUGGUGAUGUUGCUGGUUUGCUUUCGUGGACAAAAGCUAUGAGCUUCUUUCAUGGAGUCAAUAAAGAAGUAUUACCAUUGAAGGCUAACUUAACUAUGCAAGAAGCUCGAUUAAAGUUGGCUAUGGAAGAUUUAUCUGCCGCUGAAAGUCAACUUGAAGAACGUGAACAAUCUUUGCAACAAGUGAAGAAUUUGUAUGAUGCAGCAGUUCAAGAAAAGCAAAGACUUACAGAUGCUGCGAAUGUCUGUCUUCGUAAAAUGACAGCAGCCACUGCGUUAAUUAAUGGCCUAGGUGGAGAAAAAAUUCGUUGGACCCAACAAAGUAAGGAAUUUAAGGAACAAAUUGGAAGACUAGUAGGUGACGUGCUAUUAGCAACAGGAUUUUUAUCUUACUGCGGUCCAUACAAUCAAGACUAUCGCUCCACUCUUAUGAAAUUUUGGAUGCAAUUGCUUAAAGAUAAGAAGAUCCCAUACACAAAAAACAUCAACAUCAUAAGUAUGCUUGUAGAUAAUGCAACUAUCUCAGAAUGGACUCUUCAAGGACUUCCAAAUGAUGAACUGUCAGUUCAAAAUGCAUUAAUUGCCACUAAGAGUAGCAGUUACCCCUUACUUAUUGAUCCUCAAGGGCAGGGAAAAUUAUGGAUUAAAACGAAGGAAGAUCAAAAUGAAUUACAAACAACAUCUCUAAAUCACAAAUAUUUCCGAACUCAUUUGGAAGACAGUCUAUCACUUGGACGCCCUCUGCUAAUUGAAGAUGUUGGCAUUGAACUUGAUCCAGUUAUUGACAACGUAUUGGAAAAGAACUUUAUAAAAUCUGGAUCUAUUGAAAAAGUUUUAGUGGGUGACAAAGAAUGUGAUGUUAUGCCAGGUUUUAUGAUUUAUAUCACAACAAAGCUUCCUAAUCCCAUGUUUAGUCCAGAAAUCAGUGCUAAAGCAUCAAUUAUCGACUUUACUGUAACAAUGCGUGGUCUUGAAGAUCAAUUGUUAGGUCGAGUUAUUCUCAUGGAAAAAUCAGAACUAGAGUCCGAACGUGUAAGUCUUUUUGAAAGUGUCAUGAAAAAUCAAAGAAGUAUGAAGGAACUGGAAGCAAAUUUACUAUGUCGUUUAACUGCAACAGAAGGAUCUCUUGUGGAUGAUGAAGCUCUUAUAGAAGUUUUGCGAGAAACUAAAACCACAGCAGAGGAAGUAAAUCAAAAACUUCAAAUAUCAGAAAUAACUGAAAAAAAAAUUAUGAUAGCCCGAGAGGAAUAUCGAGCAGUAGCAACGCGAGGCUCGAUACUUUACUUUCUUAUUGUAGAAAUGAGUAACGUCAACAUCAUGUAUCAGAAUUCACUUAAGCAGUUCCUCAAUAUUUUCGAUAACUCAAUAACAAAAUCAGCCCGCAGCAAUAUAACGGAAGAAAGAAUAAAUAUCAUUUUAAGAUAUUUGACGUAUGAAGUUUGGGCGUUUACAAGCAGAAGUUUAUAUGAAAGACACAAGCUGCUGUUCACUCUUAUGUUAGCAAUUAAAAUUGACUAUCACAAGGGUGUCAUAACUCAUACAGAGUUUAUGUCAUUCAUUAAAGGCGGUGCUUCACUUGAUUUAAAUGCAGUAUCACCAAAACCUUUCAAAUGGAUUCUUGAUAUAACAUGGCUCAACCUUGUUGAAAUUUCUAAGCUAAAGCCUUUCAAUGACGUUUUAAAGAAAAUUGAAAACAAUGAGCGUGAAUGGAAAAUUUGGUAUGAAACAGAGAAACCUGAACAAGAAGAAAUACCUUGUGGGUAUAAUGCUCUCGAUGUUUUCCGUAAAUUAAUAUUGAUUAGAAGUUGGAGUCCAGACCGAACUAUUUCACAAGCGAGAAAGUACAUUGAAGAAUCAUUGGGACCCGAAUACAGCGAAACUCACAUUUUGGAUUUAGAGAUUACUUGGGAAGAGUCUGAACCUCGAACACCUCUGGUUUGCAUUCUUUCUAUUGGUUCCGAUCCAACAAAUCAAAUUAUAUCUCUUGCAAAAUUAAAAAAUAUUUCUAUUAAAGCUGUUUCUAUGGGACAAGGUCAAGAAUAUCACGCUCGCAAAAUGAUCUCAGAAUGCAUGGUAGAAGGUGGGUGGAUUUUACUUCAAAACGUGCAUUUAUCGCUAAAUUUUUGUGCUGAAAUAAUUGAUAUUCUGAUUGAAACUGAACAUGUCCAGGAAAAUUUUCGUCUUUGGGUAACCACAGAAGUACAUCAAGACUUUCCAAUUGGUCUACUCCAACUUGCAAUUAAGUUCACAAAUGAACCACCGCAAGGUAUUAGGGCAAGUAUGAAGAGAACGUAUCAAACUUUUACACAAGAUUAUUUGGAUUACACGUCAGCCAUACAGUGGCCACCUCUUUUGUACACUGUUCCUGUAACAAAAAAUAUUCAAAAUUACGUUGAUUACAUCAAUUCUCUUCCUAUAAAUGACACACCCGAAGUCUUUGGCCUUCAUGGUAAUGCAGAUAUCACAUAUCAAAUUAAUACAGCAAAAGGAAUACUAGAUACAAUUCUAAGUGUUCAACCUAAGGAAAGUGGUGGUGGAAGCGGCGAGUCACGGGAAAACAUAGUUUACCAGCUUGCAGAUGAUAUGCUAAGGAAACUUCCUCCACAAUAUAACUCAUUUGAGGUGAAAGAAAAUUUAGCGAGGAUGGGCGCAUUGCUACCUAUGAAUAUUUUCCUAAGACAAGAAGUAGACAGAAUGCAGAAAGUCAUCAGAACCGUUUUUACAAAUUUAAAUGAUUUGAAACUUGCAAUUGAUGGAACUAUUGUAAUGUCACAAUAUUUGAAGGAUUCUCUUGAUGCCAUGUAUGAUGCUAGGAUUCCCGAACGUUGGCAAAAAAUAUCAUGGGAAUCUACAACGCUUGGUUUCUGGUAUACCGAGUUAUUAGAACGAAAUGCUCAAUUCCGAACAUGGUGCGCUAGUGAUAGACCAAAGGUCUUUUGGAUGACGGGAUUCUUCAAUCCACAGGGUUUCUUGACUGCAAUGCGUCAGGAGGUUACUCGAGCGCACAAAGGUUGGGCUUUGGAUUCUGUUGUGCUACAGAAUCAAAUAACCCGUUAUAGCAAAGAAGAAAUUCAUGAUCCGCCAAAUGAAGGAGUUUAUGUUUACGGGUUGUUUUUAGAAGGAGCAUCGCUUGAUAGACGUUCUGGAAAACUGAUUGAAUCAAAACCAAAAGUUCUUUAUGAACAAAUGCCAGUUAUUUACAUUUACGCAAUAAAUACAACUGCA